Molecule: messenger RNA, 696 nt
Organism: Komagataella phaffii GS115
Lineage: Eukaryota; Fungi; Ascomycota; Pichiomycetes; Pichiales; Pichiaceae
Exons: 1
Coding region: 1-696 (231 amino acids)
Biological process (GO): U6 snRNA 3'-end processing
Molecular function (GO): nuclease activity
Source: RefSeq, a predicted model, not a curated record
AUGGAUCUGGGGUAUGAUUCGGAGGACGAAGAUGACACAGAGAUGGACGAUUUGCUGAAACAACAACAAGAGCAUAGGAAAUAUUAUGAUGGAAAGGUUGUUGGGAUGUAUAAUAAAGUCUCUCUUUUCAUCUUCGUUAAUAUUCCAUUAGCUGAAAAAGAGAUGGUGGGUAUUACAAAAUUGGUUGGGCAGAUAAACCAACUGUUCAAUGACACAUAUCUGUGUUUUGAGCCCUUAGAGAGCCCGUUGCAUAUAAGUUUAUCGCAGAACUUGCAUUUUCAAACUGAAGACGAAAAAGACAGAUUUUGCCAGGACUUGUCACUUGAAAGUUUUCAGGAAAACCCUGUCAGGUUAAAGACAAAAGCACCAUACUUAUUUCAAAGCAUCACUUCUAGAAAAAUAUUCUUAUCAAUCAAACUUGGCGGCGAGUCGUUGGGUCGCCUGGGCACAAUUGUUGGCCAGAUUAACCAACGUAUACAUAGUUACUUCAAGGCACAAGAGUCACACUUGGCCUACCCGCCAGAUAACCUGCACAUCUCCAUUGGAGUAUUCAAUCCUACCACGAGGGUGUCAUCCAAAGACUUAGAUGACUUCAAUAGGAGACUCUCACGAUGGAACGAUAAUAGUUCUACUGGCACUAAUCUUUUCCCGGAGAUUUGGCUCUCAUCGCCCCAGUGCUCAACGAUCGGGGUAUAG